Mytilus californianus (California mussel) is the source of this 768-nucleotide messenger RNA. Its product is annotated as millepora cytotoxin-1-like. The transcript is spliced from 5 exons. The record is from RefSeq and is a predicted model, not a curated record. Bases 130 to 651 code for a protein of 173 amino acids. Lineage: Eukaryota; Metazoa; Mollusca; Bivalvia; Mytilida; Mytilidae.
CGCCAAAAAUCCCUUCUUAUACCUGUAACAUCUUUGCCGACCUGUAUUCUGUAUUCAGACGUUGAACUUGAAGCCCGUGGACAGGCUGUUGCAUAAGCUACAUAUUUACAGUAAAAUCAGUGACUGACGAUGCUGAUGUUAACUAUCGUAUGUUUGGUAUGCACACUGAAUCUUGUGGUCGGAUGGACAUGGGUCAACAAGUUUGAUGAGCCGGUCGAUUUUUCGUGUCCAAAUGGUCAAGCCCUAUCUGUUAUCCACAGUGAACAUAAUAACUAUUUUGAAGAUCGCAAAUGGUCAUUAGGAUGUAGAUCUACUGGUGGACAAUACGAUCAUUGUUACUGGACUCCUUCUUAUGUGAAUGACUGGGAUGACUUCUUCAACUUUCAAUGCAGCCAUUAUGGAUUUUUAACUGGUAUAAACAGCAUCCAUGACAACUACUUUGAGGACAGAAGGUUCAGGUUUAAAUGUUGUCAAAUUUCUGGAAAGGAUCUUAGUCAAUGUCAAACAACCUUCAGGAAUAAAUUUGACAAACCCAAUACAGUGAAUGUACCAACUGGUUCCGUUGUAAGAGGUGUUUCCAGUACACAUUCCAACUACUACGAAGAUCGACAAUACAGCUGGAAAAUAUGCAAGUUGGUUAAUCGUGGAUAGUUUUCCAUAAUUUGAGGAUUUAGAGAAGUUGAAAACUUUAACACCAAUUAAAAAAAGCCAAUUUUAUGAAAAAAGUACUUCUGUAUUCACGACAUGCUUAAUAAAAGUGUUUGGUUA